UGCCGAGGUGCUGAUCCGGGCGCCGCCGACCCCAGCUGCCGGGAGGAAUCCAUGAGCGCACGACCUCGGCUAUGGACACCGUCCUGUCGGAUUUUGUUCGCUCGACGGGGGCAGAGCCGGGACUGGCCAGAGACCUCCUCGAAGGCAAGAACUGGGAUCUGAGCGCAGCCCUGAGUGACUUUGAACAGCUAAGGCAAGUGCAUGCCGGCAACCUACCCCAUUCCUUCAACGAAGGACGCAACUAUAAACCCCCCGCCCCCGGCCCCGCCCCGCCCCCCCCGCCGCUCCAGCGGCAGGAUGAUAUUGUGCAAGAAAAACGCCUGUCUCGAGGCAUUUCCCACGCCAGCUCGACCAUUGUCUCCCUGGCCCGUUCCCACGUCUCCAGCAACGGCAGCAGCGAACAUCUGCUGGAGAUGCCCAUCUGCACCUUCCAGCUGCCCGACCUCACCGUGUACACCGAGGACUUCCGCAGCUUCAUCGAGCGAGACCUCAUCGAGCAGUCGAUGCUGGUGGCUCUGGAGCAGGCCGGUCGUCUGAACUGGUGGGCGAACGUGGAUCCCAGCUGCCAAAGGCUGCUCCCCCUGGCCACCACGGGCGACGGGAACUGCCUGCUCCAUGCCGCCUCCCUGGGUAUGUGGGGGUUCCACGAUCGGGACCUCAUGCUUCGCAAAUCCCUUUACACCUUGAUGGACAAAGGCGUGGAAAGGGAAGCCCUGAAGCGGAGGUGGCGUUGGCAGCAAACGCAGCAGAACAAGGAGUCUGGUCUUGUUUACACCGAAGAGGAGUGGCAGAAGGAGUGGAACGAGCUGACCAAGCUGGCAUCCAGCGAGCCGCGCGUGCACUACGGCACCAACGGGGGCGGCUGCGGAGGCGUUGAAAGCUCGGAAGAGCCGGCGUACGAGAGCCUGGAGGAGUUCCACGUUUUCGUCCUUGCCCACGUGUUGAAGAGACCCAUAGUGGUGGUGGCGGACACGAUGCUGCGAGACUCGGGGGGAGAAGCUUUUGCUCCUAUUCCCUUUGGAGGGAUCUAUCUUCCCUUGGAAGUCCCAGCCAACAAAUGCCAUCGUUCUCCCUUGGUACUGGCUUACGACCAAGCCCAUUUUUCUGCCCUGGUAUCCAUGGAGCAGAAGGAACCCACAAAAGAUCAAGCUGUGAUCCCCCUGACGGACUCCGAGCACAAGCUGCUCCCCGUGCACUUUGCCGUGGAUCCCGGGAAGGAAUGGCAGUGGGGAAAAGACGACAGCGACAACGUCAGGCUGGCCAGCGUGACGUUAUCACUGGAAGCAAAGCUGCACUUGCUGCACAGCUACAUGAAUGUUAAAUGGAUCACGUUGCCUUGUGACAUGCAGGCACCUUUGGCCCAGCCGGAAUCCCCUACAGCCUCCGCGGGCGACGAUGCUCGCUCAGCUGCCGAGUCGGGAGAGUCGGACAAGGAGUCGGUCUGCAGCAGUUCGGCGAGCAACGGCGGCAGCAGGGCUUGCAAGGACAAAGAGAAACCAAAGAAAGACCGAGAAAAGGAUAAGGAAAAAGAUAAAAAACGGGCAGACUCGGUUGCCAAUAAGCUGGGCAGCUUCGGCAAGACGUUGGGAAGUAAGCUAAAAAAGAACAUGGGUGGCUUGAUGCACAGCAAAACUAUCAAGGGAGGCGUGAGCAACGGGCAGGGAGAUACCUUGGAGAAGAAGAAGAAAGGAUCCUUGAAGACAAGGAAAGGCAGCAAAGAGGAAUCUUCCCAAGGAGACUUGUCAGCUCCUGUGGAGAAAACCUGCCCGGGUAAAGCAGCCCCCGAGAAGCCGUCGGACCCCUACAAAUACAGCAACGACGUCAGGCUGAGCCUGAGCAUCCUCCGGGCCGCCAUGCAGGGAGAGCGCAAGUUCAUCUUCGCCGGCCACCUCAAGACCAGCAACCGGCACCAGUACCAGGAGGAGAUGAUCCAACGGUACCUUCUGGACGCCGAGGAGCGCUUUAUGGCCGAGCAGAAGCAAAAGGAGGCGGAGAAGAAGGCGCAGGGGAGCGCUGCCCCUGCCAAGAAGCUGGAGCCGGAGGUGAACGCCCACAAGGGCGAGGAAGCGAUGCUCAACCCCGCUUACCCCCAGCCUCCCCCUGCGUACGCCAUCCAGGCCCCGGAUCUGGCCAUAAGCGCUAAAAUAGCAGCUUUUCCCUCCGGCUAUUCGGGCGUUUUCACCUUUCCCAGACCCUCCACGGUCAACAGCGUGGAAGGGUCGCAUCCCCCCAGCUAUCAAGACAGCAGGCGGCAGGUAGCCGGGGGGUCCUGCAGCAGCCUCCCUCCCUACGCUACCUUACCCAGACAUUGCACCCAGGCGCAGCCGAGCCCCUACCAAACCAGCCCUUCCCACCUGGGGAGGUUUUCCCCCACGGACAUGGACGUCCAUCCCAGCUACCCGUCGGAGUGCGACGGCUCAGCCUGCCUCCCCCCGCACAGCAACGGCUACAGGGAAUACCUCGAGCAGGACAGCUCGCAGAAAGGAACGCCGGCGGACAAAACUAAAAGCCGAGUUCUUUAUAACGUUCAGCAGACCAAAUGCAAGCAGCCGAACUGCAGUUUUUACGGGCAUCCGGAAACUGGGAAUUUCUGCUCCUGCUGUUACAAAGAGGAGCUGAAACGCAAGGAGCGGGAGGCUCUAGUGCACAGGUUCUGAGCGCCCUGCCCCAGCGCUGAUCUUGGGACCCACGAAAGAUGGGGAAUGCAAUAAUAUAUAUAUUUUAUUUUGGGUUUGGUUUUUUUUUAAACUCCCCCCCCCACGCUCCUCUCCCUGUCUGUGGAAGGA
Molecule: messenger RNA, 2786 nt
Organism: Aptenodytes forsteri (emperor penguin)
Lineage: Eukaryota; Metazoa; Chordata; Aves; Sphenisciformes; Spheniscidae
Gene: OTUD7B
Product: OTU deubiquitinase 7B
Biological process (GO): protein K63-linked deubiquitination; protein K11-linked deubiquitination; protein deubiquitination involved in ubiquitin-dependent protein catabolic process
Cellular component (GO): cytoplasm; nucleus
Molecular function (GO): K63-linked polyubiquitin modification-dependent protein binding; cysteine-type deubiquitinase activity; zinc ion binding
Source: RefSeq, a predicted model, not a curated record